Messenger RNA from Musa acuminata subsp. malaccensis (wild Malaysian banana), 590 nucleotides. The record is from RefSeq and is a predicted model, not a curated record. Lineage: Eukaryota; Viridiplantae; Streptophyta; Magnoliopsida; Zingiberales; Musaceae.
GGCUUGGCUUGCGGUAACUGCACGGCGGUGACUAGACUGACAAUCAAAGUCUUGCCCCCGUUUCGUCUCCUCCCACCCCUCCGCUUCCCAUUUUGCUGGGGUUCUCCCUACCCAACUCUUCAAUCCUCUGCUUUUAUGUCCGGGAUGAAAAUUGUGUUCACAGGAAAUCCAAAUCUGAUGUUUGACUUCAAUUCCUUCCUGUCGAGAUGGAACCCUGUUACGUUUGAAGAAUCUCUCGACUUUGUGAAGAAAGUAAAGGCUCGUGACUACCAGUUAUACCUGUCAUUGUCUGACAUUCUCAGCCAGAAGGAGCAGACACCCCCAGAAAUUUACCAUAAUGAUCAUGAUGAUCUGUGCAAGGAGCUAAUGCGUUUCAAACCUCAUGUCCGAGAAAGAAGGAUUAACAAGCACAACUCAUUCGGAAUGUCGCUUUUGCUCAUGUCUGUAUUUCUUUUGAGUUUGUUCUUAAUGUUUGAGCAACCUCUGAGAUAUGUUGUUCAACAAGCUUUUGGAACCUAGCCUUUCUAACUGGUGCUUAUGGCGCAUGUACAGUCGACUUUCUCCUGGUAAUAAAAACUUUUUUUUUUUUU